Salvelinus namaycush (lake trout) is the source of this 863-nucleotide messenger RNA. RefSeq names its product zinc finger protein 235-like. NCBI's taxonomy places the organism in Eukaryota, Metazoa, Chordata, Actinopteri, Salmoniformes, Salmonidae. Gene Ontology annotation, biological process: regulation of transcription by RNA polymerase II. The record is from RefSeq and is a predicted model, not a curated record. Gene Ontology annotation, molecular function: RNA polymerase II cis-regulatory region sequence-specific DNA binding; DNA-binding transcription factor activity. The transcript has a single exon. Bases 28 to 798 code for a protein of 256 amino acids.
GAUCCGUCUUGUUCUUCUACUACAGAGAUGGACACUGACAACAUACCCUUGGGUUUAGAGACACAGACUGAUCUGUCUAGAGAGGUCUGGAACCAGUACAGUAGUAGUGUAUACUCCGAAAGGUGCUUAGAUAAGAAAGGGGAGGGUUUGGUCGAAGAUGAAGUGACUGUGAAAGUGGAGGGCGACAUUUCUCCCACAUGGAAUGUAGAUAGUCACCUAGGAUACAGACUCUCACAGGGCAGCGAUUUCUUAGAUUACAGGGAAAGUUUAGAGACUAAUCCAAAUAACACGACCCACUCCCCUUUACACACACUCAAGGAUUACAACCCAGUGUCCACUUCAAUGGGGCCUUCCGAUUCACACGGACGUAGCCUUUUCGAUCAGGUAUUGAACUCAAACGACAGGGCUAGAGCCCAGGUUCAGGGAGGGGGAGCAACAUCAGGCAAUAGUAAAGAGAAACGGUUCCUCUGCAUGUUCUGUAACAAAGGCUUCAGCUGCCCCCAGAAGGUGGAGAUCCACCAGAGGGUACACACAGGGGAGAAACCCUUCAGCUGUACCCAGUGUCACAUUGGCUUUGCCCAGGCUGGUGACCUGAAGAGGCACCAUAGAGUCCACACAGGGGAGAAACCCUACAACUGCCCCCAGUGUGAGAAGAGGUUUUCCCGCCAGCACCAUCUGAAGAUGCACCUGAAGGUCCACACGGGAGAGAGGCCGUUCGCAUGUGCGCACUGUGGGAAGAGGUUCUCAGAGAAGAGCUACCUCAGAAUACACCAAAAGAAAAAACAUUCUACUCUAUAACAUAAAGUAACCAUUCCACUCGAUGGCGUCUGACAUUUAGGUCAACCCCUACUUUAACCCUUACA